AUGGAUAGCGAUGAGUAUAAAAAAGAAGUUGAAGCAAAUGUAAAGGCAGAAAAACUUUUACAGUUGCAAAACCAAACCGUACAGUAUGAAAACUUAGCACAAGAAAGUAAAAAUAACGACGCAGCCAUGCAAAAGGCAAUGAAAAGCGCAGAAUAUAUAAAAGCUAACAAUGACUGGUUAGAUGCCCAAGCCAACGCUAAAGCAGCCCAACUCAUAGGGUCAAUAAGGACAAAAAUACAAGCGGAUGAAGACAGUUCAAAUGAAGCUUUAACGAAUGCUGACUUUAAGAACGCUUUCGAAGCUCUUCAUAGUAAGGUGAAACAAGUGAACGACUUCUCAUCUGGAAAGAAACUGAAGUCUGAAGGUUUCGACAAAGAGUUAAAAGAAGUAGCACAAAAUAUGACGAAAAUAACAGAUGCAGCAACGAGACAGGCAGUUCAAAGUGCCUAUGACGCCGUUAGAGCAACUGUUGUGGAAAGUCAAGAAAAAGAGUUACAACAGACCAAAACAGACCUAGUAAAUGCUUUCUUAAGAACGAAAAGUCAGGUAGGACAUUACGCUGCAGAUGGAACAUAUGUGCCAGCUGGUGGAACUUAUAUACCACCAAACCCUCCAAGAGAAGCACCUGCACCAGGACUACCUAAAACAUUUACAUCGUCACAUGGACACAGACACAGGCAUGCACCAAAACCAACACAACAACCAACAGUUCAAAACCCUGCACAACAACAACAACCACAAACAGAGCAAGGACAUAAAAGAAGUAGAGAACAAGGAAACCAAGAAUUCUUAAAAAUGCUUAAAGAAGAGUAUGGUUACCCAGAUAGUAUUGACUUUAGUGACAGAUAUAAAGAAGCUAUUAGAAAGUUCAAGGAUGGAAAUACUGACCCGAACCUAUUUAGCUUUAUGGCUCUGCACCAAAGGGGAUAUAAUCUCAAACCUGGAAAAUACAAGCUCGCUAAGGGAUAUGAUUUAAUAGCAUAUCAUCCAAAUGACAUGAACGAAUUUACUCCGAGAUAUUUGAUGUCAGAGCUAAAUGACAAUUUAACUCUCUUCAUGAAACGCGUAAAAAAUAGAGACGGAACGAAAGAAGAAAGGUUUAUGAGUCCGGAUGACUUAGAAAGGGAACUUUUUAAAAACGGUCUCGGAAUAUAUGAAAUGCCAGCAGAUGAGGUACAAGAAACUCCACAGGAAGAACUAGUUCAGAUACAACCAGACAUGGAAGAAAUAGUUCAGCAACAACAGCUAGAAGAGCCUGAAGGAAACGAACAA
Messenger RNA from Trichomonas vaginalis G3, 1272 nucleotides. Its product is annotated as protein of unknown function, DUF4106 family. NCBI's taxonomy places the organism in Eukaryota, Parabasalia, Trichomonadida, Trichomonadidae. The transcript has a single exon. The record is from RefSeq and is a predicted model, not a curated record. The annotation marks the transcript as partial.